Osmerus eperlanus (European smelt) is the source of this 2939-nucleotide messenger RNA. It is a transcript of the gene zglp1, whose product is annotated as zinc finger GATA like protein 1. Gene Ontology annotation, cellular component: nucleus. Gene Ontology annotation, molecular function: sequence-specific DNA binding; zinc ion binding. The transcript has 7 exons. The record is from RefSeq and is a predicted model, not a curated record. Lineage: Eukaryota; Metazoa; Chordata; Actinopteri; Osmeriformes; Osmeridae. Gene Ontology annotation, biological process: regulation of transcription by RNA polymerase II; oocyte development; spermatogenesis. Bases 323 to 2056 code for a protein of 577 amino acids.
AUAUAUACGUUGACGAAUUGCAAAUACCAAGACCUUCGACAGGUGACCCUCACGGGCAAAGUGAGCCUUAAGAAACAAGAAUGCCCAAAACAAUUGUCAAAACGUGACAUGAAUUGAGCACGGAAGAAUACAUUCACUGAAUGAAGAAACCACAGAAGGUCAAAUCUGAUGGCCCCAGCCUGAGUAGCGCGAGCAUCUGUUGAAGCUUGGCGCUAGCUCGAGACAAGCCAUCAGAGCUGCCAAGACAUUUCUGGAUUCAAGUUAUUACAUUGUGACUGAGGAAAAAUAUUUAUACAUUUCAACACGACCGCUACACAUAAACAUGAGCUUAGGAGCAGAGCUACCAUCCAUCAGACCUCAAGCAGCCAGUACAACGGAGGACCCAGAACCCCAGAACCCCAACCAGGUGACCCAGUCCACCAACCAGGUGACCCAGUCCACCAACAAGGUGACCCAGUCCACCAUCCUCUACCUCCUCCAGGAGGCUACCAUGCUAGCCCGCCCUGCCCCCGACAGCUGCUUUGACUCCAAGUCUUCAACUAGACCCGGCGGAGAACCUAAGCAUAACUCCGUUUCCCAUAAGCCCCCUCUUCAAGCCAUUUCCUUCCUUAAGUGCAACCAGAACCAGCGGGAGAAUGACUCUCCAUGCACAUCCACCUGCUCCGAGUCCUCUCAGUCCAGCGCUCGGUGCAGCAGUCCCUGGGAGGUCAUGAGUCUCAUCAACCUCCAGUGCGAGAGGCUCCUCCAUUCGAGCGACCGAGAGGAAGACGACCCAAGCUUAGGCCCCGCGUUUUCUCCCUCCUACGCCGCAGCCCUAGGGUCCAAUCUGGGACGCGUGAGCACCGGUGUAGGCCUUGUCUAUCCUUUUGACACGGCGAGAGAGGUAGCCGCCUGUAUCAGGUCCAGCGACCAGAUGGGUGACAUGAAGGAAAGUGGCAUGAGCAGCAGAGCGGAGGCUGAGGAGCAGCGGCGUUCACCCAAGAACUCGAUAACAGACCAGUCUGUUCCAUCGCAGGCAUUCGUCAGUGUCACAUGUGGAGACGUGGGCAGUUCCGGUUUCGGAGAUGCAUGGGCGCGCGUAAGCCUCGGCGCCGAAAAGGAAGAGGAGGAGGAGGAGGAGGAGAAGGAGGAGGAUGCCUCGGUUGAGAAGGACAUAUUAAAGGAGCCUUGCUCUGGAAGUGUUUUAGCACUCCAACAUGGUUCACCUGCACCCGAUGAUAUCCCUGUACCACAGCAUCAACAGCUGCCGUGUUGGUCAGCCGAAGAAGAACACCUGUAUCCAGCACGACCCUCGGCAACCACCAUGGCGUACCUGGCAUCGAGCUCAGCAUUGACACUGGACUUCGACUCCAACCUCUGCGUCACCUUUGACCCCCAGGACGGCGUGAAUCAGCCCCAGAGCUCCUCGCAAGCCCUAUCGCUCAUAUUGAGCGGUGAAACCGGGCAAGCCGAAGACUCGGCAUUGAGCCAAAAUGGCCGUCCAGCCGCCUCAGAACCGGAGGCCGAAGAAGGUUCCAAGCAGAAGGGCCCAACCCUCGAGCGGUCUGCCUCGUCUGUGACCCAGUGGAGGACCAAGACCCCCAGGAAACAGCCCUGUCCUACCCGCAGCGUUGACGUGCGCGGCGGGGGCGUUCAGGGCGUGACCUUCCGGAUACACACCGAGGUGGACGACAACAAGGAGCAGUGUCGGCUUCUGAUAACCUCCAAAUACAGUGACGAGCUCUCCAAAAGCGUCCGGAAGUCGAGAGUCAGGUCAAGGUCGUCCCAGAGCUCCUUGAGGACCAGCAGUUCUGACGAGGAGAGCGAUCCUUCCACCAGCCUCCACAAGAACAAGAUGUGUGCUUCCUGCCGCACCAAGAAGACCCCCUUGUGGAGAGACGCCGAGGAUGGGACCCCCUUGUGUAACGCUUGUGGAAUAAGGUAUAAGAAGUACAGAGUGCGUUGCACACAGUGCUGGCACAUCCCCAGGAAAGAGGGCCACUCCAACACGCGCUGCUUCAAGUGUGGCGACCUCCUCCGGCUGGCCUCGUCCCACCGCAAGCACCCGGCCUGGUAGCCCAACCGACGACGUGCUCGAUGGGAAAAACGAGACGCCACGCCCGAUGGCGCUAUCGUGGACGACUGCGGGCACUCAGUAAUAAGCUAGCCCCUUCCCUUGUGGUACGUGGCCAUGCCGACAGGCUCUGCGGCUCUUUGGUCGGUCCCCUUUGAGUCAUGUUAGCCUGUCACGUCACUUCCUGUGAGCUGCCCUCCAAGUCGCACUGUUGGUUUGCUGCCUGGUUGUAGAUAACACACUAUGCACUGUGCUGUAGCAUAAAUACACACGUACUACCUCUGAAAAAUACUCGAACUCUGCACUAAAUUGUCUUAUUUAUUAGCACUUAUCAUAUAUCUUGCUCUGGGUCUACACAUAAAUGAAUAAACAACAAAAAUGUCCUAAAAUUCUAACUAUAAAAUACAAAUAUAAAAGACAAUACUGGCAACGUUUUUUUUCUUUCUAUGGAACUCUUUUCCAUAAGGUUCUUAUACUCUACAGGCAAGAAGCUGGGGUGUUCAUUCUGGACAGAACUUCUAACAAUAAACUGCCAGUCAUACACAGAACUGUAACAGCAUUGCCUUAAAUGACAUACUGUCCAGCUGUUAGAUACAAGUUAAAUUAAUGUUGGUAUCUAGUUGUUUAAGUUAGAAAUGUAAACUUUCAAGUAAAGAUUUCGAGUUGAAUUAAGUUAUAUAUUGCUUUGUAUUUGUUGUCUUUUAUAUUUGUGCUGUUUUUCCUCCUUUUCUGAAUGAUGUGUUGGGGCAGUUCUUGUUAUUAUUUUCUGUCUGAAACUAUACCUCAAAAUAGCGAUAAUUUAGCUGGUCUAUGUCUGGAGGUAAAAACAAAAAGAACAGUGGUGGAGUAAGGAUUUAUAAAACUCUUAUUAAAUCAUCUUAUCUGA